CCUCCCGGUUCCGGCGCGGUAGAGGCCCGAGGAGGGGAACAGUCUCGGCACCAUGUCUGUGUUGUCUGGCCCACGAGCUCAGCAUGGCCCUUGCCCGUCAGCGGUGCUGCUGUUACUCCUGCUCGGCCCCAGCUCGGUGCUCGCCAUCUCUUUUCAUCUCCCCGUGAACUCCCGCAAGUGCCUCCGCGAGGAGAUCCACAAGGACCUGCUGGUGACGGGCGCGUACGAGAUCACCGACCAGUCUGGGGGCGCUGGCGGCCUGCGCACCCACCUCAAGAUCACAGAUUCUGCUGGUCAUAUUCUGUACUCCAAAGAAGAUGCAACCAAGGGGAAAUUUGCCUUUACCACUGAAGAUUAUGACAUGUUUGAAGUGUGUUUUGAGAGCAAGGGAACAGGGCGGAUACCUGAUCAACUCGUGAUUCUAGACAUGAAGCAUGGAGUGGAGGCGAAAAACUACGAAGAGAUUGCCAAGGUUGAGAAGCUCAAACCUUUAGAAGUGGAGCUCCGACGUCUAGAAGACCUUUCCGAAUCCAUCGUUAAUGACUUUGCCUACAUGAAGAAACGAGAGGAGGAGAUGCGAGAUACCAAUGAGUCCACAAAUACUCGGGUCCUGUACUUCAGCAUCUUUUCAAUGUUCUGCCUCAUUGGACUAGCCACCUGGCAGGUCUUCUACCUGCGUCGCUUCUUCAAGGCCAAGAAGUUGAUUGAGUAAUAAGGCCCAGCCCCCUCCCACCUGUAUCUCAGCCAGCUGAACAUCGCUGGGACGAGCCUGGCCUCAGGCAGCCUACUGACCGCGCCAUCAAGGCACAUUGGAGCUUUCUUGCCAGAACUGGUCUCUUUUGGUGUGGGAGGACAUGGGUUACCACCUACACACGACAAGUCAGUGAGGGACUUCUUUUUAACUUGGUAGGAUUUGGACUGGUUUUGCAACAACAGGACUAUGAUUAGAGUCAUCUGUGACAAAAAAUAGGGGUUACCUAGCUAAUGCCAAAGCCAGCAUUUGUACUGGGUUUCCUCCUGUGCUGUGUUUGAACCAUGUUUUUUUCCUUUUCUUACUCGCUCACCAGUUUGAGCUUCCACUCUAGUUCCUUCACCAAGGUAUGUGUGACCAUGUUGAACUUGUUUCGUUCUGAUUAUCCUCUUUGGGUUUCUGUGUGAAGACACACUUAACUUUCUCUUGACUCUUAGCUGAGAUGUUUAGGUAGCUUCUGGUGAUAUUCUUUCAUUAUUUUAUGUCUCUUAAAAGGGUGAUUGAUGGGACACCCCAUAGAAGUGAGCUUUGAACUGUAGAUAAUUCUUAAAGAAAACUUCGUUUUAGAGAAUUAAAAUAUUUGUGCUAACUGCCUGAACCUUUUUCGUGUAUUUAUGUGUGUUUAGUCCUAUGCAGUUUUAUCAGGUGGAGAUUUGUGUGAUCACCACCGCAAGAUGCAGAACUGUCCAACUCUUCUAUCCCUUAUGCUACGACCCUUUUAUAACCACAGCCACCUCCUUUACCCCAGAGCCCCACCUUCUGGCAACCACUGAUCUGUUCUCCAUCUCAUUUCAAGAACGUUUUAUAAAUGGAAUCCUAUAUAUAGUAUGUAACCUUCCGAGAUUAGCUUUUUGAACUCAUCAUAAUUCCCUUGAAAUCCAUCCAGGUUGUUGCAUGUUAUCAAUAGCCUGCCCCCUUUGCUUGCUCGGUAGUAUUCCGUGGCAUGGGUGCGCCACAGUUUGCUUAGCCAUCCCUCCAUUGAAGGACACCGGGGUUGUCGGGUUUUGGCCAUUUCUAAUAAAGCUGCUGUGAACUUUCAUGCACAGGUUUUCAUGUGAACGUAAAUACUUGUUUCUCUGGGUAAGUGCCCAAAGGGCAGUAUGGUAAGCAUGUGUUUAUUUUUGUAAGAAGCCACCUAGUCCUUUUUCCAGAGUGACUGCCAUUUACCUUCCCACCAGCAGUGUGUGUCCAAACCAGGUUCUCUGAAUCUUCACCAGUAUUUGCUAUUGCCGUUAUUUUUAUUUUAGUCCUUCUAGUAGGCGUGUGUAGUAAUACCUCAUUAUGCUUUUGAUUUGCAUUAUCCAAUUGGCAAAUGAUGUCGAACAUCUUUUCAUGUGCUUAUUUGCCAUCUAUAUAUCUUCCUCAAUGAAAUAUCAAUUCAUAUCCUUUUUGCCCACUUUCUAAUUAGAUUGUUCUUUCUACAUUACGUUUUGAGAGUUCCUUAUAUAUCCUAGAUACAAAUCCUUUGUUAGAUAAGUGGUUGCUUGAAUUUCUUCUUUUUUUAGAUUUUUUUUUUUUUUAAUCUCUACACCCAAUGUGGGUGGGUCUCGAACUUAUAACCCUGAGAUCAAGAGUUGCAUGCUCUACUGAUGGAGUGUGGUUGCUUGAAUUUCUAACUUCUACCAAGGAAAAUAUAAGUAAAAUUUACCAACUCUUCUACAUGGCCAGUCACUGACUUAAUUCCUGUCCUUAUGUGUUCCAUCUAGCAAAUUAAGACAUAUGAGGUAUUUAAAAACACACAUACACACACACACACACACACACACACAUAUCUGGGAGGAUUAUGAACAGAGUAAAUGUUUGAAGAUGCAUGUUGUGAAAGUAAAGCCAAGAAUCGCUGUGGGAAUAUAAGGUGCCUAAGGGCCAAUACUAAGAAGUAAGUAAAGGUAUGGAUACAAAUGACCAUGAUUGUAAACAGUUAUGAAAAAUACUACCACUUGAAAAUGUCUCCACUCCACCCAGGAAAGUGGGUAGGAGUUGGUCCUUUCUGUGACCUCUUUUUUAACCCCUAGUGACUGUACAGGGCUUGUCUAAUCACAGUGGUACGAAUUCCAGGACUAGGGCAGAGCACUCGCAGUUAAGAAGCGGUGUGUCAGAAUUUACAGCGAACACUGCUGUGAUGACCAGCUUAAAGUACAAAAGUGGAAGAGGCAGUGAGUUAUGUUGUUGAAAUCUCAGGCUCUUCUAUUAAUGUUCCAGCUACUGUGAACCCCAGAGCCCUUUUUCCUCCUCACUUGGCCCCCUGUAACAAUUUCUCUAGUGUGGCAGAGUGGUUCUUUCAUUAAUUUGUGUGACAUUGCCAUCUGCUGGUAGGAAUUGAUAGGUACGGCUCUGAGAACUUGGCAGCCAAAUCCUCGCCAGAAGGACGGCAGGUGUUGAGUAUUACAUAUACUAGACAACAGAGGAUACGUCCAAGUAGGGAAGAGAAUAACCGAGUUUGUGGGUCAGAUCCAUUCUUUAACAUCUAAAGGUCAACUUCUGUUCUAUACCAUUAGCCCAGUAAAGUCUCCUAUUUUUGACUGGUGCCUUUCCCCUUUUUCAGAAGCAGUGAAAGUUCUUCAGUUGGUUAUAUCCUUUUGUUCUGAUAAAAUGGCAAAGAAAAAGAUAGGAGAGGAGAAUAUUUAUUUUGCCGAUGUUUUUGUUCCUGAAAGUGAUUUUGUGAAACUGGGAUUUUUUUUUUUCCAUGUCCUUCCCUUUUACUCAUGCCAAAAAUACCAACUUGGACCUUGUGCUUUAAAGUUUAAAGUUCAUUGAUAAUUACACUUUGAUUUGAUUGAAAGAGUAAAAAUUACUUAUAUUUUAUAAAAGACUAGUGCAAGAACAAAUCACCUUUAAAAAUGGGGAUGUUAUCGGCUUCCCUCCAUUUUGAGCCUAUUUAACACAGUCUAUAUUCUAGAUAGGAACAAUAUAGUUUAAGCAUUGUUAUACCAUUGUCAUAAACUUCUAUUGGAAGCCAUUUUUCUGUUUGUUUAACGGAAAGAGGUAUGUGGGAUUUCUACAGAUUUACUUGUAAGUGUUGGAUUGGGGACUUUUGUGUAACUUUUCUCAAAUAAACGCUAGCAGAAACCA
Suricata suricatta (meerkat) is the source of this 3820-nucleotide messenger RNA. It is a transcript of the gene TMED10, whose product is annotated as transmembrane p24 trafficking protein 10. Gene Ontology annotation, cellular component: COPI-coated vesicle; COPII-coated ER to Golgi transport vesicle; endoplasmic reticulum-Golgi intermediate compartment. Gene Ontology annotation, biological process: Golgi organization; endoplasmic reticulum to Golgi vesicle-mediated transport; intracellular protein transport. Bases 53 to 712 code for a protein of 219 amino acids. NCBI's taxonomy places the organism in Eukaryota, Metazoa, Chordata, Mammalia, Carnivora, Herpestidae. The record is from RefSeq and is a predicted model, not a curated record. The transcript has 5 exons.